UCAUAAUUUCCUAUGAUGCACCUCAAACAACUUCCUGCUGGGGAUCCCUGCUAAAUAUAGCCGUUUCUCUGUCUUACAACACAGGCUGCAGUAUAUAAAUCAGGCAAAUUCCCCAUUUGAGCAUGAACCUCUGAAAACUGCCGGCGUCUAAGGUCUCCUCCAAGGCCCCCGGGAGUCCAGCCCAUAAUGAAGGUCUUGGCAGCAGGAGUCGUGCCCCUGCUGCUGGUUCUGCACUGGAAACAUGGGGCGGGGACCCCGCUUCCCAUCACCCCUGUCAAUGCCACCUGUGUCACACGCCACCCGUGUCACAGCAACGUCAUGAGCCAGAUCAGGAACCAGCUGACGCAGCUCAACAGCAGUGCCAACGCGCUCUUCAUUCUCUAUUACACGGCUCAGGGGGAGCCGUUCCCCAACAACCUGGACAAGCUGUGUGGCCCCAACGUGACGGACUUCCCGCCCUUCCACGCCAACGGCACGGAGAAGGCCCGGCUGGUGGAGCUGUACCGCAUCGUCGCCUACCUCGGCGCCGCCCUGGGCAACAUCACGCGGGAUCAGAAGACCCUCAAUCCCAGCGCCGCCAGCCUCCACAGCAAGCUGAACGCCACCUCGGACAUCAUGCGGGGCCUCCUCAGCAACGUGCUCUGCCGCCUGUGCAGCAAGUACCACGUGGCGCACGUGGAAGUGGCCUACGGCCCCGACACCUCGGGCAAGGACGUCUUCCAGAAGAAGAAGCUGGGCUGUCAGCUCCUGGGGAAGUAUAAGCAGGUCAUCGCGGUGCUGGCCCAGGCCUUCUAGGCGGCAGGCCUCCAAUCGUGCAGCGACCCAGAUCUCGGACUCAGGUGGCUCUCAGACUGUGGUCGGGGCCCGAAGCAUCGCCAACCCCAAGUGCAGGCUGCUGGCAGACCCCGCGGGACUCCUGGCCAGUCCAGUCCCCUCCAGAGAGGACUGUGAUGAAACCGAGCAAAAUCAAAACUCCCAUAGGCAGGGCCUAUAGACAGCGCCAGCUAGCAGAAGGCGCCCCUUCUUCUGGGAGACCGCAGCCAGGCCCUGGGGGCUGACCCUGGUGAGGGGAGCGUGGGCUGGACUUCUGCUCCCGCUUGUCCCCUCAGCCAGGGACUUCGUGGCCAAACCGAACACGUCAUCUAAGGUGACCCUGACCACAGGGUAGGAGAGCAGGGUCAGGGGAAUUGCCCGGCCUCAGCAGAGUGACCACCAUCCGUGCCUUCGCUGCCCCGUAGGUAGACGUCGGGAGGCUGGGUUGGGGCCGGCAGAGGGGCUGGGAUCCGGGAGGAUUCCUUGGCCCCUGGAAGUGUGGUGAGUGGAGGUUAGAGAAGGGGACUCUGAUUUGACAUGCUGCCUUUUCUUGAGCAUCAUUGGAGAGCUCAGGCCGAACGACUGUUAGGCAGAAGGUUCCACAAGGAGGUUACGGGCAUUCAGGCUCCUGGGGAGACAGAGAAGCCACCUUUAGGCCUGGGAAGGAAGGCACUGGAAGGAAGGGAGGCCCCGAAACGCUUGAUGGGCCCCCCUUCCUCUUCCCCGCAGUCUUUCCCGCAGCCCAGGAUGGCCAGGGUCCGGUGGCUGGGCCUGGAGGUGGCGCAUGUGGGGGUGGGCAGGUGGCAAAGUCGGGUGAGGAGGUUCUGAGAGGACCCAGGGCCUUCCUUCUGGGUGCGGGUCUGUGAGGGAGGGGAUGGGCGGGGUUGUUUAGAGUGACAGCUCACGUCGGAGGCCCUUGGAGGCCCUGUGAGGUCACACAAAGGUACUUGAGGGGGACAGAGGCCAUCUCUGGUCCCCAGAGCAAGGGGACAGCAGAACUUGAGGUCAGGGUCUCAGGAAAGUCUGAGACUCAAGAGUGCUGUGUGUUUGAUCCAGCACCGUUGUCUAUUUAUUAUGAUGCCCUAUUUAUAUUAACUUAUUGGUGCUUUAAAUGGCAAAGUUAGUGUCCUUUUCCCCGUUCCCUACCCGAUAGCAAUAAUAUGAUGGCUCCUUCUUCAGGAGCCAAGGCCAGGGCCAGCCUUAGCAGGGCCUGGUCUGGAAGAUGUUACAAGUAGGAUAAGCCUAAUGGGUGAAGGUCAGAGAAGCGUCAGAAUCUGAGAGAACUGGUCAGCCUGGGUGGGAGAGCAGGGGACCCAGCUCCAUCCCUGCACCCCGACUGUGACUUGCAUUAAGGAUCUCCGGGUCCUGGCUGCAAGGCAGGCCAGAGCACUCUGUGGAGUGGCUGGGGGUGGGGGCCUUUCCCAGGGCCACCACGUGGCUUGGCUUCAGGAGGUCUCCCAACUCUGUGUUCUCUGGGUGCCCCCUGGAGUUGUGCUGAGAGGGGCAGUGGGCAAGGCAGCCCUGGUGACCUGUCCUGCUUCCGUGUCCCCAACGCUGCCUGUCUCUAGACCAGCAGCCGAGGGCCCCGAACAGUCCUGACCCAGGACCCAGCACCCAGCGUGCUUGUACACAGCGGGGAAGCUCCUUCUCUGGUGGCCCGAACACCCACAGAGGACGAGAGAGCCUGGCUGGACCUCAGAAAGCUGGGGCUGUGCAGGGAGGAGCCCCCUGCUCCAGAGAGGACCGGGAGGCCCUGGGACGUGGACCAGGAAGCUGUGGUCCCUCCUGCCCCCCUCCCCCCACUCCCCCACCCAUGUCUGGGCUCCCAGGCAGGGAACCUGAUCUUUUCCUUUGUGCUGGGGCCAGGCUAGUGGAGAAACGCCCUCUCGUCUGGGAACAGGGGAGGAGGGCUCGAGCUGGGGCAGCUGCUAAGAGCAGCAUCUGGCUUCUUCUCAAACCCUGAGCAGUUCCCGUUCGACCAAUGCAAUUAUGGUACUUUGCACUCACUUUGCACCUCUCUCUGUCUUCUCUGAGUACUUUAUCCAUACCCGCCCAGAGGGCAGGUGGGCAGGCAGCAGGCAGGCCCUGAGGCCUGGGGUGGGGGCAGGGGAUGGAGUUGAGAGUUGUCUGUCCCAUCGGCAAGCCCAGGAUGUAAGGGGGGUGGUGGAGGAGCCCACGGCAGUCGAAUGUGUUCUGAUGCUGUCUUCAUGUGGGUCCGGACCUCAGCCUGCUGCCUGCGCCCGUCUCUCUGCUCCUUGGGAGGAUGUGGUUCUGAAGGCUCAGGGUGGGCUGGGUCUCCCCUCAUCUCAUCACCCCACAGACGUGCCAGGCCAACCUAGGCAGCCUCUGAGGCUCAGGGAGCAAGAAAAUCUCCUCUCCGGGGCCCAGCAGUGCCCCCGGCUCCCCCCGCUCUGCCUCUGCAGGGCAGGAAGCUGUCUGUUCCCUCACUGUUCAUACGCUGGUGUUGACCUGACCCUGCAUCCUGGGUCACUGGCUGGGCCCAGCAGGAGGAGGAGGCUGUGGGCCGAGGAAGGUGUGUAGGACAGUCAUUCUGCAGUUUACCGAGAGAGGAGUCUUGGGGACCUUCUUUAUUUAAGAAAAAUUUUAA
Messenger RNA from Phyllostomus discolor (pale spear-nosed bat), 3421 nucleotides. It is a transcript of the gene LIF, whose product is annotated as LIF interleukin 6 family cytokine. The transcript has 3 exons. The record is from RefSeq and is a predicted model, not a curated record. Gene Ontology annotation, molecular function: leukemia inhibitory factor receptor binding; cytokine activity. NCBI's taxonomy places the organism in Eukaryota, Metazoa, Chordata, Mammalia, Chiroptera, Phyllostomidae. Gene Ontology annotation, cellular component: extracellular region. Gene Ontology annotation, biological process: immune response. Bases 187 to 795 code for a protein of 202 amino acids.